AUGGCGCAGAACAUGUAUCGUGUUGGCGACUAUGUUUAUUUUGAAACAUCUAGUUCAGCCCCCUAUCAGAUAAGGAAGAUAGAGGAAUUGAAUAAAGUGAGCGUUUCUUAUGCAGCAAGUUUUAAUCGUUUUCAGACAAGCGCUGGUAAUGUCGAAGCAAAAGUAUUAUGUUACUACAGACGACGGGAAAUUCCAAAAGCUCUUCUGAAGAUUGCCGACAGAGCAGAACGAAUCGAUGACAGAAGUUUGAUUAAUACUAGACGUCACAUAAAUAUGAACACCGCAAGAGCUGCAAAAUUGAAUGGUGACGUAAAAAACGAAGCUUUAAGCGACGAGGAAAGUACCUCUCGAAAUGAAAGCGACGAAAAAAAUGCUGCUUCAGCAACUUCUACUCAGCGGGAAGACAGCGAGUCACCUAAACCUAUGCAAGUUGACACAGGCGAUGAUGAGAACGAUGAAGGGAAAGGAGAGAAACCUAAAGCAGAAACUAGUCGUGAUGGUGAAAACGAAGAAGAGGAAGAAGAGGACUUAGUGGAAGGUGGUUAUGGAUUAGGGGGUCUACCAAAAGGGUCUGAAGUUCUCUCACCACGAGAGAGGCAUCAUCUCCGGCAGCAUGAAUUGUUUUUGUCACGGCAAAUAGAAUCGUUGCCAGCAACUCAUAUUAGAGGGAAAUGUUCAGUGACGCUGUUAAGUGAAGUGGAGACUCCUGAUAUCUAUCUUGGCAGAGAAGAUGCAUUUUUUUAUUCUCUUGUUUACGACCAGUCUGCUAUGACGCUGUUGGCAGAUAAAGGCGAAAUAAGAGUUGGAGAAAAAUUUCAAUGUGAAGUACCUGAUGAUUUGGACCCAGAAGCACUUGCCGACAGUGAAAAGAAAGUUAACGGAAAUCUAGUUAUUGCGGAGAAUGAUCACGAAGAACCCGUCAUUAGCACUACUGAAAGAGAAGUUCUUGUGUAUCACCCAUUUCAUAAUCUCACCGACCGUGACAUUGACCAAUUUCUGAUUAUUGCUAGAGCCGUAGGGACGUUUUCUCGUGCGUUAGACACAUCUUCUUCUGUUAAACUACCUUCUUUACACAUGACAGCUGCCGCUGCCAGCAGGGAUGUGACGCUUUUGCACGCGAUGGCUCUCUUACAUCAGGCCAAUUAUGAUUUAGGCCAGGCUGUUAAAUAUCUCGUUCCACCUCCAAGUAAACAGCAUUACCCACUGGAUGCAGAUAAAACUACUUCGCAUAAUACUGUUAGUUUAGGAGGACCAAUUUUGUGCAGAGAUCAAAUGGAAGAGUGGUCUGCAGCGGAAGCAAAUUUAUUUGAAGAAGCUAUAGAAAAAUAUCAGAAAGACUUUAACGACAUCCGUGCGGACUUUCUUCCGUGGAAAUCUAUUCGAGAUAUUAUUGAAUAUUAUUAUAUGUGGAAAACAACAAAUCGCUAUGUUGAGUUGAAGAAAAGUAAAGCAAUUGACCAAGAAAGCAAGCUUAAGCAGGUAUAUAUCCCAAAUUAUAAUAAACCAAAUCCAAACCUGGUUGGCCCACCGAAUGCGAGCGGACAGCCACUGAAGGGAACCACUCCUUGUGAAAGCUGUCAAACUUUGGAAGCAAUGCAGUGGUACGGUUGGGGCCCAGCACAAAUGCAAAUGCGACUGUGUUCUGAUUGUUGGACGUGGUGGAAGAAAAACGGAGGGUUGAAGCGUGUUCAUAAAUUUGAGGCUUAUGAUUUGGAUGGCACCACUAGUCAGGAUUUAUUGAAUUCUGGACAACAAACUGCUACUCAGAAAGCUCAGACAGCUGCGUGUGUGAGUACUGGUGCGUUGAUUCGUGGUGCGACAGCAACAGUUACUGCGACCGCGCGUAAUGGAGGGAUUGUUGGGAGACCCUCGGGCGGUCACGUCAUAGCUCGUCUUCCACAGCAACAGCUGGGUCAGCAAAAGACAUCAUCUGGAGGAAAUUUACAGGUUCCUGGCGCUCCUAAAACAAGAGUGGCUUUCUUUUUACAUACAACGUUACCUAUACGAAUUGCUCGACGACUAGCGCCAAAAAAUUUGCUGAAUAUUCGUCGUUCCGCUCGCCGUCCAUUUCUUCCUAUCAAUGCUCAAGCAAUCAAGCAGCACUGUGCGACUCGACAGCCUAUCGAAAUAAUGCGGGCCGCCAAGCAGUUGAAGCGAAAUAAGUUGUCAGAUGUAAUGCUCGCUCAAAUAGCUGCAGCUUUAACUUCAAAUGGAAAUCUUGCAUCACAGCAAACAGCAGGUCUAAAACGCCCUUUAUCUGGCGUGGAGAAAGGUCAUGUACCAGCUAAACGGCAGGGGUUGAGUUCAGCGAUUCAGCACACGCAAUCUUCGCAGUCUCAGUUCACAAAUUCCCAAGCAGCUGCCAUAGCAUCUAUUCAUCCGCAGCCGUCAGCAGCAACUGUACAUCAGUCGCAUGGGCAGCAUACAACACCAUCUACGUCCAAGAAGUCUCAUUCAUCAGUGCCGAAAUCCACUGGUCGUGGAAGUGAUGUAAAGCAGUCGUUAACACCUAUGGUCUCCUUACCUACUGUUCCUCUUAUGGUCCCGCCUAAUUUUGCAGCAAUAGUUGCUAAUGCUGCACUCCUAAGUCAGCAACAACUCCCACGUCAGUUUGCCGCAGCCGCAGCUGCCGCUGCGCCUCUCAAACAACCUGGAACCAACAGCUCUUUAGUAGGAAAUAGAGAGGUUGCUUCAGUUCCGUCAACAAGGAGACAACCGGACAGUCGGUAUGUUGGAGUUGAUGAGAAGCUGUUGUUCCUCGCGGGGCCGCGAUUAAAAGCAUUAAGAAAGCGGAUAUACACGAAACGGACGGCCCGAAGGAUUGCUUUGCACCCGUGUAGCAAUAGCGAUUUUAUAAAUAAGCAGUUACCGAACUUGCAAAAUCUGUUCACUUAG
This is a messenger RNA of Enterobius vermicularis (human pinworm), 2895 nucleotides long. Lineage: Eukaryota; Metazoa; Nematoda; Chromadorea; Rhabditida; Oxyuridae. The record is from the annotation of a GenBank genome assembly.